Messenger RNA from Poecilia latipinna (sailfin molly), 2192 nucleotides. RefSeq names its product replication protein A1 (gene rpa1). The transcript is spliced from 17 exons. Gene Ontology annotation, biological process: DNA recombination; DNA replication; DNA repair. Lineage: Eukaryota; Metazoa; Chordata; Actinopteri; Cyprinodontiformes; Poeciliidae. Gene Ontology annotation, molecular function: DNA binding. Gene Ontology annotation, cellular component: nucleus. The coding region runs from base 238 to 2040 and encodes 600 amino acids. The record is from RefSeq and is a predicted model, not a curated record.
UCAGUUUCGCAGCGACUCUUAGCUGUGUUUAAACUCUCUGAAUAAUUCUAAGCUUACCUUAGAUCAGUGAGCGGAAACGGAAACUGACAGCACGCUCAACUCUUCGCGCGUCCUUGUCAGCUUUUGGCGCCUCAGACGCAGUUUGACUGCAUUUGUUAGUCAGUGGUUCGUCGACCUGUUUGUCUACUAGUCGUCAAAUUAAGUCGUAUUUUCUUACUAAACUACCCAAUUACAGUCAUGGCAAGUCUUUCAACGGGCGCGAUAGAGGCUUUAGCAAAUGGCAGCGGUUGGAACGAAGCAGUGCUACAGUUGGUGAACAUUCGCAAGAUCGAUGGCGGGAGUGGGCCCUCUCGCUUCAGGGUGAUGAUGAGCGAUGGACGACACACACUGUCAUCCUUCAUGCUCUCCACUCAGCUAAACUACAUGGCCGAGGAAAACCUUCUGGUCCCAAAUUGUGUGUGCGUCCUGAAGAGGCAGGUCACCAAUAUGCUCAAAGAUGGACGACGAGUGGUAAUCAUUUUAGAAAUCGACGUCAUCAAACCUGCUGACGCCUCUGGUAAAAUAGGAGACCCAAUUCCUUACUCUGACGGUCAGAGCAGAGGCCCGCAACCAGCUCCAGUCCCUGAAAGCAGAUCGCCUCUGCAGCCACAAAACAGAAAUGAAGCUGUGGUCAGAAAUUUGAAGAGAGACUUUGCAAAGAAGACUCCUUCUGCUUUGCCUGAUACUCCAGGAGGAAGCUCCAAAAUUGUCCCCAUCGCCAGCCUCAACCCCUACCAGUCCAAGUGGACGAUCCGGGCUCGUGUGACCAAUAAGAGCUCCAUUCGUACGUGGAGCAAUGCUCGAGGCGAAGGAAAACUCUUCUCUAUGGAGAUCGUAGAUGAAAGUGGGGAGAUCCGUGUUACCGGCUUCAACCAAGAAGUCGACAAGUUCUUCUCUCUCAUCGAGGUCGGCAAGGUCUACUACAUCUCCAAGGGCUCUCUGAAGAUCGCAAACAAGCAGUACACGUCGGUGAAGAACGACUACGAAAUGACUCUCAACGGAGAGUCUACCGUCAUUCCCUGUGAGGACAGCUGCGACGUUCCCAUGGUGCAGUGCGACUUUGUCCCCAUCGGCGACUUGGAGAACAGAGAGAAAGACGCUAUCGUUGAUGUGAUUGGAGUGUGCAAGAGCGUGGAUGAGCUGACCCGCCUGACGACCAAGUCCAACCGCGAAGUGUCCAAGAGAACGCUGAGUCUGAUGGACAUAUCCGGAAAGUUGGUGACCGUCACCCUGUGGGGAGAGGAAGCGGAGAAGUUUGACGGCUCCGGACAGCCGAUCGUAGCCAUAAAGAGCGCCAAGCUCUCGGACUUCGGAGGCCGCUCACUUUCCGCGUCCUUCAGCAGCACCAUGAUGAUCAACCCAGACAUCCCAGAGGCGUACAAGCUCAGAGGCUGGUUUGACAAGGAAGGACACGCCAUGGAAGGACAGUCCCUGACGGAGGUGAGGGGUGCCGGCGGAAGGCUCUCUGAGAACUGGAAGUCCUUGGCUGACGUGAAGUCGGAGCAUCUGGGACACGGUGACAAGGCCGACUACUACUCCUGCAUAGCCACCAUCGUGUUUCUGCGUAAGGAGAACUGCCUUUAUCAGGCCUGCCCGACCCAGGACUGCAACAAAAAGGUGGUGGACCAGCAGAAUGGCAUGUUCCGCUGCGAGAAGUGUGAUAAAGAGUUUCCCAACUUCAAGUACCGCCUCAUUCUGUCCGCCAACAUUGCAGACUACGCCGACAACCAGUGGGUGACUUGCUUCCAGGACAGCGCUGAGGCCAUCCUGGGCCAGAACGCCGCGUACUUGGGCCAGCUCAAGGACUCAAAUGAAUCGGCAUUCGACGAGAUCUUCCAGCAAGCGAACUUCAACACUUUUAUCUUUCGCAACAGAGUGAAGCUGGAAACGUACAACGACGAGUCAAGGAUUAAAGCGACGGUGAUGGACGUGAAGCCAGUCGACCACAGAGAGUACAGCAAGAGGCUGAUCAUGAACAUACGGAGUAUGGGAGCCAAGUAGAAACGGCACCAAUGCAGAUUAUCGGAUAUGCUUUUUUCUUUUGUACAGGUUCCAUAUCUGUCUCACUUUAGAGUGUUAAAUCCUAUGUAUUUUUGUUUACUUAUGCUAUUCAUUAAUUAAAAAGGUAAAGUAACUGUUAUGGGGUACUCUAA